Messenger RNA from Mercurialis annua (annual mercury), 1687 nucleotides. RefSeq names its product aspartyl protease family protein At5g10770-like. The transcript has 3 exons. The coding region runs from base 78 to 1490 and encodes 470 amino acids. Lineage: Eukaryota; Viridiplantae; Streptophyta; Magnoliopsida; Malpighiales; Euphorbiaceae. Gene Ontology annotation, molecular function: aspartic-type endopeptidase activity. The record is from RefSeq and is a predicted model, not a curated record. Gene Ontology annotation, biological process: proteolysis.
AACUUGUAUAAAUACCAACACAUUGAAAUGAAGGUUACUACUUGAACUUCAACACUUACAAUACAAUUAGGUGAUCUAUGGCUACCUCCAUUGUCUCUUAUCUUCUAAAUCUAUGGCUUCUCUUAUUUUUUUCCAAAAAUGUCAGCUCUGCAUUUGAUGGAAGAAAAAUUGCUCAGCACAACACCAAUCUUCAAUUUAUUCACACCAUCCAAGUCACCAAUUUUCUUCCACCACCUCACUGCAAACACUCUACCAAAGCUGGCAAGAAAAAUAAGGCAUUAUUGAAGGUAGUCCACAAGCACGGUCCAUGCUCCCAAUUUAAUCAGGAAAAUGCAAUUGCUCCAAAUAUUUUGGAUGUUCUACUUGAAGAUCAAUUACGAGUCGAUUCGAUUCACUCAAAGCUCGAGGCUGCUCGAAGCGAUGUGAAGCAGACGGACAGUGCGAAGCUUCCGGCUAAGAGCGGGGAGUCACUCGGCACCGGGAAUUAUAUUGUGAGCAUCGGACUAGGUUCUCCUAAGCAAGAACUGCCGCUUAUUUUUGACACCGGAAGCUACCUCACUUGGGCUCGAUGUAACGCUGAUCAAACGUUGGAUCCGUUAAAGUCCACUUCCUAUGUCAACGUUACCUGCUCCUCUCCCAUUUGCAAUUCCCUUAAUUCCGCUACAGGUAACCCUUCGACAUGCUCUAGCUCAACAUGCGUCUACCAAAUCCGAUACGGCGACGGAUCAUCGUCAGUUGGAUUCCUAGCCACAGAAAAACUAACCAUAGCAUCAACAGACGUAUUUGACAAUUUCUACUUCGGCUGCGGCCAAAUCAACCAAGGCCUGUUCGGAGAAGCCGCCGGAUUACUUGGUCUCGGCAGAGAUAAACUCUCCGUCGUCUCACAAACCGCUUCAAAAUACAACAAACUCUUCUCCUAUUGCCUCCCCGCUUCAUCAAGCUCCACAGGUUUCCUCUCGUUCGGCUCUUCGCAGUCCACAUCCGCCAAAUUUACACCAUUAUCCUCCUCCGCCUCCGCCUCCAGCUUCUAUAACCUGGACAUGACCGGAAUUUCCGUUUCCGACAACAAGCUAGAUAUUCCGGCAUCAGUGUUUUCAAACUCAGGCACGAUCAUCGAUUCCGGCACCGUAGUCACACGGCUGCCACCUACAGCGUACUCUGCUCUCCGGUCAGCGUUUAGACAGGCGAUGGCUACGUAUCCAAUGGCGGAGCCGUUAUCUAUACUCGAUACUUGCUAUGACUUGAGUAACUACACGACUGUUGAUGUGCCUAAAAUAGUGUUAUCUUUUAACGGAGGCGUUGACGUGGAUAUAGAUAAUUCGGGUAUUUUUAUUGGAAAAGAAUUAACGCAGGUGUGUCUAGGGUUUGCCGCUAAUGGCGAUGACGGUGAUAUAGCAAUUUUUGGAAAUACACAGCAAAAGAAUUUCGAAGUUGUGUAUGAUGUGGGUGGGAAUAAAGUUGGGUUUGCUCCUUCAACUUGCAGUAGUUGAUUUAGUAAUGUUUCGAAUUAAGUUUGUUUUGCAAUUCACAAGAAGGUAAGCCAUUAGGCGAAGGAGAAUGGGCCAUUAGGUGACCAACAUUUUAAUAGAUUUUGUCAUGUUUGUUGUAUGUCACUACAUUUUGUAGUAAUGUUUCAGAGGUUUAAAAUAUUCUACGAAUAUUGAAUUUUAUAUUUUGAAAAUUUAAA